Messenger RNA from Acanthosepion pharaonis, 1134 nucleotides. The record is from the annotation of a GenBank genome assembly. Lineage: Eukaryota; Metazoa; Mollusca; Cephalopoda; Sepiida; Sepiidae.
AUGAUCAUCAUCAAAUUUCCUUCUUUAUUUUCUCCUCUAGUUCAAUAUCAUCAUCAUUUUUUCUUUCUUUUCCAAUCGUUCAUUAUUGUCAUCAUCAUAAUCAUCAUUUUUCUUUCUUCUUUUCACUUCCGUCCAAUAUCAUCAUCAUCAUCGUCAACUUCCUUCUUAGUCUCUUCAAACUUUGCUCUCUUUCGUUUAUGGUAUCUUAUUUCUAAUAUGAUACCUUCGCCUCUUUCACGUGAAAUGGGAUUUCUUUUUUUUCUUCCUUUCUUUGCAUUUAUUUUCUUGUUUUAUAUUCUUUUUGUUUCUUUGUUUCUUUCUACUAACUUUUUCUCCAUCACUCUCUUUGUUUUUAUUUGUUUGUUUUUAUUUUUUUUUUAUUAUUUACUCCUCUCUUUUCAUAUUGAUUUAAAAAAAAAAUAUCUUCCCUUUCUUUCUCUUUAUUUUCUUUCAUUUUCAUUUACUACUCUCCUUCUUAUCAUCUUUCCUUUUGUUCUUUCAUUAUUUUUCUUAUUAUUAUUUCGUUCUAAUCUACUUUUUCUCCAUCGAUUUCUUUUUCAACUUCUUUUUGCUUCUUUUCUUUUUCUUUCAUUUUUUCUUUCUACUACACUUUUCUUCACUUUCUCUUCUCAUUUUUUCUUUUCAUUCUCUCUCAUUCGCACCCCCAUCAUUGUUUCUUUUUUGUUUGUUUUCUUCUUUCUUCCUUGUUUUCUUUCGUCUUUCUUUUUUCUUUCCUAUUUAUUCUCUUAUUUAUGUUUUUUUUUCUUCUUCCUUUACUUCAAUAUUUUCAUUCACUCAACGUCAAUAUUUUCUUCUUUAUUUUUUUGUCUACCAUACUUUAUUUCAUUCUUAUUUCUUUCAAACUUUUAUACUAUUUAUUUUCUUUUUUAUCCUUCUCCAUUCCUUCCUCUAAUUUCUUUGUGUGUUUGCUUCCUUCAUUUCUUUUUACGCUCUUGUCUAUAUCACCGCUUUUUCAAAUCCUUCUUUUAUGCUCUCCUCAAUUCUUUUCUUGCCCUUUUUCUCGCCUUGUUUUUAGCAGACUUCUUCUUUACCCAUAUUUAUAUAUACUUCUUUUUUAUCUUCCACGCCGAUUUCUCCAUCAAUCUAAAGCCAACAAAUACAUCAUUCUUAUAA